CGUUCUCUACUACAGGCCUAUUCAUCGCGCAACCGGAUUUUUUUGUGGAGGCCUACUUUUUUACGGCGAAAAAAUUAUUUUUCCACGUUCAGACAAGAUACAAUGUCAUGUCGUUUAUGACAAACAUUUAAAUAAUGGAAUAUAAUACAAUGUUAAUAAACUUAUAUAAUUUAAACAUGGAGUUGCAGAUAUAAUUUAAAGCAAAUAAUAUAUUUAUAAAAUUUAGAUUAAAUCAUCAUGCCAAAUAAAUGUUGUGUGUAUGCUUGUCACACCAACUAUCAAAGUGAAAAAAACAAAAUAUCUAGUGAAGUUAAUAAAAUAUCAGUGUAUCGGUUUCCAAGUGAUAACGUUGAACGUGAAAAAUGGAUAAAAGCUAUUCCAAACUCUAAUUUGGUUGUUACCAAGUAUACUGUUAUCUGUGAGUUACACUGGCCUCCAAAUUUUGAUACAGUUAUAGUGCGUGGAGGAAAACGUCGACCAAAAAAUCCUCCUUCUGUUUGGCUAGGAAUACCUUUAUCUCAAAUUCCAACUGGUUAUCCAACUGAAAGAUCUACCAAAAGAUCUUUAAGUGGCAUUAGAAGUAUAAUAGAUGAUGAGCUAGAUACAUUUCUUAAAAGGGAUAAAGCUACUUUUUGUGACAUUAAAAACAAGUUUAUUGAUAGCAGUGAUCACCAAUAUCCAGUUAUAUCGUUUAUGGUUGAUGGCUAUGUUGUUAUACAAUCUUUGCAAUUUUUUAAUGGAAUACCUUUUUUUGUACUUAAAAUUUAUGAAAAUCUUACCUUUGAAACAUUUCAUUAUGGGAUUAAGUGUCACAUUUCUAGCUUAACAGUAAAUCGAAUCUUAACUGUUGACUCCUGGUCUAAGUUUGAUGAGAUACUUCGUUUUUUAGGCUCUUUAAAAAUUGAUCAUAAAAAAGAAGUAAUUAUGCAACAUGUUUCAGUUAUGGGACCAAAAUUAGUUGGAGAUAAACUUUAUACACCUGAAAUACUUAUACGCUCUUUUGUAUAUUUCUUAACAUCAAGGGCAUUAUAUAAUCGCUUAAGAAAUGAUUAUCAACUUCCAUCUAUUUCAACACUGACUCGAGUUACUUCAAAAAUUUCUAAUAUUAAUGAAAACAAAUUUAUUUAUUCAAUUUUUAACUCUCUUCCGGAUAAGCAGAAAUUAUGUAUCAUACUACAUGAUGAAAUAUAUGUUAAAAAAAGUUUGCUUUACCAUGGUGGAACUAUUUUUGGUAGAUCGGAGGAUAACCCAGUGGAAUUGUCCAAAACAUUGUUAGGGAUUAUGGCUGUUUGUUUAAAUGGGGGUCCAAAGGUGUUAAUUAAAAUGAUACCAAUAUCAAAAUUACGAUCUGAAUUUUUGUUUGAACAGAUUAAUUUAACUAGUCAAAUAAUUGAUUCAGUCAGUACAAAUGUAAAAGCUAUUAUAUGUGAUGGGAAUCGUGUCAAUCAGGUUUUUUUUAAAAUGUACACAUUCAUUCCGGGAAAACCAUGGUUAACAGUAGAUGGAAAGUAUUUACUUUAUGAUUUUGUACACCUCAUAAAAAAUAUUCGUAAUCUUUGGUUAACUGAAAAAACUCAGGAAUUAAUAUUUGACGAUAACAGAGUAACCAGGAUUGCAAAAUGGACUCAUUUAAAGCAGCUUUACAAUGCAGAAUCCAGAAGCUUUCUAAAGUUAUCUGACCUGAAUGAAACUUCUAUUUCUCCUAAACCUGUUGAACGACAGUGUGUAUUAACAGUUUUAAGAGUAUUUUCAGAAAAAACUUAUGCUGCUCUUUUGCAACAUCCUGACAUGAUUCAUAUUGAUGUUAACGACACUUCUAUAUUUAUUAAUAAAGUUAUUAUUUGGUGGAAAAUUUUAAAUAUCAAAGCCAUUGGUGCUGAUACAAGGCAUAAUGAUCCUUUGCAGGCUGUCAUCAACAAUCCUAAUGACAAUCGUUUAAAUUUAAUACUACAAUUUGGUGAUAUGGCACUUAAAAUGGCAGGUCCCAAAGAUCACCUGGAAAAAGAAUAUAGUAUACUUCGUCAAGGUUCUGGUGGUACAUAUUUUCUUAGUGUUCAACAAGUUAUUGAAAAAUUACGUAUCAAACAUGCAUCUUUACUUUUGAAGUUAAAUGUAGAUAUUGACAAUUUUAAUGUGAAGUCUGGUCAUCAAUGUGCGUUAUGUGAUUACAAAUUGUCUGAAGACUGCUGCGAAAUUCUUGAUAACUUGCAAGAUCUAGAAUCUUCUAUUGCUGAUGAUGUUAAAAUGUCACUUAUUCACAUUGCUGGUUAUGUUACACGAAAUGAUAAAGAACAAACUGAUUAUGAACUUUUAGAUCAAACAACGUUCUAUUAUCAGAAAUAUGGUCAGUUUUCUAAAUUUUUGGAUCGUGGUGGAUUAAAAAUUCCAACUGAUAAUUCAUGCCAAUGGACAUUUUUUUGUUUUGUAGUUUUUCAAAUAGUUAAAGAUCAUGUAUGCCGAAAAUCUUUAAGUAGUAUUUUUAUGAUUAUAUCAGACUAUUAUUUAUUGGAUAUGGAAGAACAUCAUUGUGUAAUAUUGAGCAACAUUUUUUUAAAAAAUUUAUGUACCACUGUCACUUCAAGAUCUGGCAAAGAACCUGCACUAAAGUUAUUAAAAAUCUCUUAAAAGUCUACUUAGUUGUCUACUGUUUAUAAUAUAUUCAGUAUACUUUUUUAUAAAAGAUUUAUAAAAGUUUCAUA
This is a messenger RNA of Hydra vulgaris (swiftwater hydra), 2699 nucleotides long. Lineage: Eukaryota; Metazoa; Cnidaria; Hydrozoa; Anthoathecata; Hydridae. The record is from RefSeq and is a predicted model, not a curated record.